This is a messenger RNA of Talpa occidentalis (Iberian mole), 936 nucleotides long. RefSeq names its product zinc finger protein 488 (gene ZNF488). Gene Ontology annotation, cellular component: nucleus. Gene Ontology annotation, biological process: regulation of DNA-templated transcription. The record is from RefSeq and is a predicted model, not a curated record. NCBI's taxonomy places the organism in Eukaryota, Metazoa, Chordata, Mammalia, Eulipotyphla, Talpidae.
AUGGCUGCGGGAAAGGAGGUUCUGCUGACCUCGGGAGCUGAAAGCAGAUGGUGGCUUAGUGACCCUAUGCGGGGCAGGGGCCAUAAGCCAGUGCUGCUGGAGAGAACAAACCACCUCUGUCCUGAGGCUGCCCUGGGCAGAGGCAGCCAGGAAACAGUUUGUACUGAGCUGGCACUAUCAGCAACCCCCAACAAUCACAGAGGGGAGAAGUCUUGGGCCCAGGAAGUGUCCGGGGAACAAGGGCAGAGCACCUUCACAGAGGUACCUCAGCUCAAGAAGAUGCAGGCUCAGGAGAGGGGACACAGUGGCCUCCAGCAGCUGACCAAGGAUGUCCCCAGUGGCCCAGCCGAUGGCACAGUCUUUGUAGGGCCCAGCGGAGCGUCAGGGGAGCAGAGAAGCGCCUUCAGCAAACCAGCCAGGUGUCCAGCAGGGAGACCUGGGUCAAUAUCUGUCUUCCAAGAAGGUGGAUCUACAGAUACUGGGGAGCUGUUGGGACUCAUCAACAUGGCACACAUUCCAUGUUGGGGUCAGCUUUCAGAUUCCAAGCUUUUGGUGGGUGAUAUCUGGAACUUGAAAACACUGCCACAAAAUGCUCCUCUCUGUACCACUUUCUUGGGUGCCUCCACACUGUGGUUCAAGCAUAUCAUGGUGCAGGUCCCCAUACCCUUGUCAUCUUCCCCAACUGUCUCUUGGACCCUCCUGCCACCCACGUUGACCUCCCUGGGCCUGUCUACCCAGAAUUGGUGUGCAAAGUGCACCCAAUUUUGUCUAACUUCUGACCUAGUCUUCCACAUGCGCUCCCACCACAAAAAGGAGCAUGUGGGGCCUGACCUGCAUUCUAAGAAGUCAAGAGAAGAGGCCCUCACAUGCCCCAUUUGCCACGAGUACUUCCGGGAGUGUCACCAUCUCUCCCGGCACAUGACUUCUCACAGCUAA